GCAAAGAUGACUGAAGGGACGUGUGUGCGGCGAAGAGGGGGUCCUUAUAGGAGUCCAGCGGUGACAGACCUGAGGCGCUGGAGGCUCAGUAAUGUGGAAGGAAGGCAGACAUGGAAAUAUCUGAAGGAUGAAGACACUGAGGAGAGGGAGCAGAACUUCUUGGAGGCUCACUCACUGGGUCUUGAUACAAGUAAGUUUGUUCCAGCCUCCUCAGCAGCUCACACAGUGGUUGAAGCUGCUCAGAAGGGGAUGGAGUUUUACAGCCGUCUCCAGGCCGAAGAUGGCCACUGGGCUGGAGACUAUGGAGGGCCACUAUUCUUGCUUCCAGGUCUCCUCAUAACCUGUCAUGUUGCUAAAAUCCCUCUACCAGAAGCCUGGAAGAAGGAGAUGGUGAGGUAUCUACGUUCAGUGCAGCUGCCCGAUGGUGGCUGGGGUCUGCAUGUAGAAGACAAGUCGACUGUGUUUGGCACAGCUCUUAAUUACACCACACUGCGAAUCUUAGGAGUUGGGCCUGAUGACCCAGAUAUGGUGCGGGCAAGGAACAACUUACACACCAAAGGAGGUGCUGUAGGUAUACCGUCCUGGGGAAAGUUCUGGUUGGCUAUCCUCAAUGUGUACAGUUGGGAAGGGAUGAACACGCUCUUUCCAGAGAUGUGGUUGUUUCCUGCUUGGAUGCCGGCGCACCCGUCCACUCUGUGGUGCCACUGCAGGCAGGUCUACCUUCCCAUGAGCUACUGUUAUGCUGUUAGAUUGUCUGCGCAGGAGGACUCACUGGUACUCAGCCUGAGACAGGAACUAUAUGUCCAGAAUUAUUCGACUAUUAACUGGCCAGCUCAAAGAAGCAAUGUUGCAGCGUCAGACAUGUACACCCCUCACAGCGCUAUGCUCACUGCCGCCUACUCCUUCCUGAACCUUUAUGAGGCAUAUCACAGUACUGCACUGAGAGAAAAGGCUGUGAAUGAGCUGUACGAUCACAUCCAAGCUGACGAUCGCUUUACAAAGUGCAUUAGCAUUGGACCGAUCUCAAAAACUAUUAAUAUGUUGGUGCGCUGGUAUGUCGAUGGACCCACAUCACCUGCCUUCCAGGAGCAUGUGGCAAGGAUCCCAGACUACCUCUGGCUAGGUCUUGAUGGCUUAAAAAUGCAGGGAACCAAUGGAUCUCAACUAUGGGACACUGCCUUUGCAGUACAAGCAUUUCUUGAGGCAGGUGCACAGAAUGACCCCAAGUUUACACAGUGUUUAAUGAAGGCCCACCAGUUUUUUAAUCUAAGCCAGGUUAAAGAAAAUCCUCCAGACUACAAGAAAUAUUACCGACAAAUGAACAAGGGAGGCUUUCCCUUCAGCACGCGUGACUGUGGUUGGAUCGUGGCCGACUGCACAGCAGAGGGCCUGAAGUCGGUGAUGUUACUGCAGGAGCAGUGCAGCUUCAUCACAGACCACAUUUCCUUACAAAGACUCUUUGAUGCAGUCAAUGUGCUUUUAAGCAUGAGAAAUUCUGAUGGUGGUUUUGCCACAUAUGAGACCAAACGUGGAGGAAAACUGCUGGAGCUACUCAACCCUUCAGAGGUGUUUGGUGAUAUCAUGAUCGACUACACCUAUGUGGAAUGCACAUCAGCUGUGAUGCAGGCUUUGCAGCACUUUCAUCAUGCUUAUCCCGAUCAUAGAACACAGGAGAUUAGGAGUACACUUCAGCAGGGACUUGACUACUGCAGAAGGAUGCAAAGACCUGAUGGUUCAUGGGAAGGGUCAUGGGGUGUGUGCUUUACAUAUGCAGUAUGGUUUGGAUUGGAGGCGUUUGCAUGCAGGGGCCAUAUUUUCCAGGAUGGAUACGAUGGACCGGUUUGUACUGAAGUGAGGCGUGCGUGUGACUUCUUGCUCUCAAAGCAGAUGGAGGAUGGAGGUUGGGGGGAGGACUUUGAGUCGUGUGAGCAGAGGUGUUAUAUACAAAGCAAAAAUUCUCAGAUCCAUAAUACCUGUUGGGCUUUGCUGGGCCUGAUGGCUGUUAGGUACCCUGACUGCAUAGUCAUUGAGCGUGGAAUACAGGUUUUGAUUGACAAGCAGCUACCUAAUGGAGACUGGCCACAGGAGAACAUCUCUGGUGUUUUCAACAAGAGCUGUGCCAUCAGUUACACAUCCUAUAGAAAUGUGUUUCCAGUUUGGACUCUGGGCCGAUUCAUGCGUCUCUACCCCUCCAGUUCACUUGCUCAGAAACUGGGAGGCACUGAAAGAUAAUAUAUAAAGUGUGAAAUUUCAUUUCCUGACUAAAAGUAAAAAUUUAAGUUCCAUACAAACUGACUUGAUGCUUUUAAGGCUGAUCAGUAAGUAAUGCUCUCUUGUAAUUGCAGUGGAUUUGCUUUUAAAUCAUUUCGUAGUUAAAGUUGAGCAGUAUUUAACUAAAUCUUUUGAAAGCCACAGUGUUUAUUUUACAAUACAUAUGUUGUGUGGUUUUGAGAUAACGUUUCGUGUCUGUAGCAGUAGGUAUUUGAAAGAUGUAAGCAUAAAUUAAUUCAAGCACAGUAAAAUUUUUCAUCAUAAAGAAAAAGAAGUAUGUUUUGAGUCUUUUCAAGUAAAUUCUGUGUGUAUUACUAGUAAUAUACAUGUCGUUUCCUCUUUCCUUCUUUCUC
This is a messenger RNA of Tachysurus vachellii, 2624 nucleotides long. It is a transcript of the gene lss, whose product is annotated as lanosterol synthase (2,3-oxidosqualene-lanosterol cyclase). NCBI's taxonomy places the organism in Eukaryota, Metazoa, Chordata, Actinopteri, Siluriformes, Bagridae. The transcript has 22 exons. Gene Ontology annotation, biological process: cholesterol biosynthetic process; triterpenoid biosynthetic process. The record is from RefSeq and is a predicted model, not a curated record. Bases 7 to 2232 code for a protein of 741 amino acids. Gene Ontology annotation, molecular function: lanosterol synthase activity. Gene Ontology annotation, cellular component: lipid droplet.